Molecule: messenger RNA, 2391 nt
Organism: Peromyscus leucopus (white-footed mouse)
Lineage: Eukaryota; Metazoa; Chordata; Mammalia; Rodentia; Cricetidae
Gene: Tlcd2
Product: TLC domain containing 2
Exons: 4
Coding region: 632-1420 (262 amino acids)
Biological process (GO): plasma membrane organization; membrane assembly; phospholipid homeostasis
Cellular component (GO): plasma membrane
Source: RefSeq, a predicted model, not a curated record
GCUCUUCGGUUUGGGAAGUACUAUGUAAGGGAAUGACAGGUGGCCGAGGGCACCUCUGCCUAGCUAGCCAUGCUCUCAGGUAAAGGUGAGGUGGUGCAAGGUGUGGGCCCUCAGGGGUUGGCUGCUCUAGCCUUUGGGGCUGUGGGUAAUGAUGACCAGUAGGUGAGAGAUGAGGAAACCAGAGCAGAAGGUGAAAGUUAGUUGGCGGAGCCCCAGACCUGUCAGGUAAGGCUAGACUAGAUCGCUUUCUGGAACUCUGAGGGGUUUGGAGACUCGUGGCGUUGGAAAAGACUUCUAGUGUCGUGCAGGAAGGGGGUCUGAGCUCGGUUGCCGGACUUGAUGCCCGGGAGCCCCCAACCGGCUACCCCCAGGCAGGGGCGGGACGCCAUCAUUUCGAUGGCUCCACGGGCGGUGGCCCCACAGCUGAGCCAAUCACUGCCCUGCCGAGGGAUAGGGGCGUGGACAAGCAGGGGAAAGUUACAACAGGUUGGCAAGGCAAGGCAGGCGAGGAAGCCCCCGGCACAGCUCCGUGGAAAAGCCAGAUCCCGACUCCGCCGGGGCACUGAGAGGUCCGGUCCACCAGGCGCGGGGAUCGAAGACACAAACUGAAGCCCAGCUGACCUGCCAGACCAUGGCAUCCUGGGGACUCUUUGUGGCUGGCGCCUCCUUCGCGUCAUUUCGGGGGCUGCACUGGGGACUGCAGCUGCUGCCCACCCCGGAAUCUACUCAGGACAGCUGGAUGUGGCGGAACAUUUUCGUUUCGCUGAUGCAUAGCCUACUCUCUGGAUCAGGGGCGCUGGUCGGGCUGUGGCUUUAUCCUCAGAUGGUCACCGACCCGAUUCAUGGCCACCCACCGUGGGCAGUGGUCCUGGUAGCGGUGUCAGUGGGUUAUUUCCUGGCGGAUGGAGUUGACAUGCUGUGGAAUCAGACUUUGGCGCAGGCCUGGGACCUUCUCUGUCACCAUGUGGUGGUAGUGAGCUGCCUCAGCAUCGCGGUUCUGUCGGGCCACUAUGUGGGCUUCGCCAUGGUAUCUCUGCUUCUGGAGCUGAACUCCAUCUGUUUGCAUCUGCGGAGGCUGCUGCUGCUUUCCCAUAAGGCCUCGUCCUUGGCCUUCAGAGUAACCAGCUGGGCCACCCUGACCACCCUGGCCCUCUUCCGCCUUCUACCUCUAGGGUGGAUGACCCUGUGGUUGUUUCGGCAGCACUACCUGGUGCCUCCUGCUGUGGUCAUCCUUUGUAUAACUGGACUGGUCACUGUGGGUACCAUGAGCAUCUCACUGGGUAUCCGAAUCCUGAUCAGGGAUGUCUUGCAGUCUCGGCCCAACUCAUUUAUCGUCGUGCACAAGGAGAUUCGGCCGAUCAAGACGCAUGAUGGUGAGCCUGUCACCAGGAACAAUUCCACUCUCAGUCUGAAAGACUAGAGAAGCGGAGGCUUCCUCUUCUGUCAGCCCUGGGGGGCUGGGGCCGGGAAGAGGAGAUGGUAGCCUUCACUGCAUAGUCUACUGUGUAGCAAGGGCUAGACUGUAUUAUCAGCAUCUCAGGACCUUUUCCAGCUAACUCAUUUCUCUCCCCUUCCCAAGACCCAAGAAGAAAUGUGAAUGUUAGUGGCUUCGUGGGAACCUAGAUUACCGCUCAGUGAAUUCCUUUGCUCCAGCGUAAGGACAGACAAUGGGACAGGAGAUCCUUCUAGAGUCAGGGAGACCUCAUUUAUGAUCAAAUUCUGGUGGUGAGAUGAGAGCCCAAGAAACAUUAUCUGUUGCCAGAAGGGAUGGGCAUGGCAGUUGCCAGGGACAGACAGAAGCCAGGCCAGUGCAGUUGUUGCUGAUACCUCCCAUCCUCUGGGUCAGACUGCAAGUACUAGGAUUGUACUCAACCAUACUCUGCUGCACACAGCCUUUCUAAUACUUAUGUAUCUUUUGACCUUUUUAAAGAAAUGUAAAUUCUUAGAUGAACAUGGUGUCUCUCCUAAGGCAGCACAGAGCCAGGAGCCACAGAAGAGACUGAACCAUCUGGACUGAAUACACAAUGUGAUCACCCAGUGCAAAGCUUUUGAAGGCUCUGGGUUGUGUUGAGCACUGAGGCAGAGGCCCAGCAGGGGAGAAGAGCCAGAGGGGCAGGAUAGCUGACUGACCCUUUUCUGGAGUCUUUUGAAGGCUCUCUCUUCCCUGUCUCCACAGCUAGUCUCCUAUUGCAUGCAGGUCUCCACCCUUUCUAGUCUGAACGUCCAGGUUACAGGAACUGUGGAGCAGAUUGGGGUUACUGUUGUAUUGAACAGUAAAGUGAUAACCCCUUGGCCGGACGGUGGUGGCGCACACCUUUAAUCCCAGCACUCGGGAGGCAGAGGCAGGCAGAUCUCUCUGUGAGUUUGAGGCCAGCCUGGACUACAGAGUGA